Molecule: messenger RNA, 342 nt
Organism: Rotaria sp. Silwood2
Lineage: Eukaryota; Metazoa; Rotifera; Eurotatoria; Philodinida; Philodinidae
Source: the annotation of a GenBank genome assembly
AUGAUUAAAGUUGCCGAACUUUUUGCAGACGAAGAUAAAAUAGUUAAAGAACGAAUAAAUGCUAAAAAUGAACUCGAAUCAUAUAUCUAUUUAUUGAGAAAUCAAUUAAAAGAUCUGAAGACAUUCUUCGAAGAAUUGUUAUCAAAAGAAAAGUCAAUAAUUACAAAUGCUAUUGAAAAUCAAAUCAAAUGGAUCGAUACAAAUCCAAAUGUCAAAGUUGAUCAAUUCAGAAAGCAGAAAAAACAACUUGAAACAAUUAUUCUACAAAUUAUGAGCAAAAUUCAUGGAUAUAAUGUAAACAAUACCCAAUCACAGUCAUUUCAAUACUAUGGAGAAUUGUGA